Aspergillus pseudonomiae is the source of this 1383-nucleotide messenger RNA. RefSeq names its product phosphotransferase family protein. The transcript has a single exon. The coding region runs from base 1 to 1383 and encodes 460 amino acids. NCBI's taxonomy places the organism in Eukaryota, Fungi, Ascomycota, Eurotiomycetes, Eurotiales, Aspergillaceae. The record is from RefSeq and is a predicted model, not a curated record.
AUGGAACAUAUACAACUGGAUCGUCUCGCCAAAUACGCCACCACAAUCCGACAAAGCACCCAACACAGCAACCCACAAAGUUCCAGGGCAAUUGAAAUAAAGCCGCCAAUAUUCGGCUCCUACCAUGUGCUCUUUCCGGUGAGAUUCCACGAUGGCACUCUUUGGCUACUCAAGGUCCCUGCAAAUGGGACCCGGGAGAGAUUCCGAGCCUCCGAUGCUAGAGCCAUACGCUCAGAAGCACUGACGAUGCGCUUCCUGCGUCGUGAAACUACCAUCCCAGUCCCAGAUGUUCAUGCCUUUAGCGACACAUGCGACAAUGAGCUCCAUUGCCCAUUCAUUCUGAUUGACCAUGUUGAGGGAGUCUCUCUGUACAAAGUCUGGUUCGAUAACGCUUCGCCCAAAGAAAUUGUACAGGCACGACGGACUCGAUGCUUGCGUGACCUCGCGGCUGCUAUGGCUCAGCUGGGCAGAUUCUCCUCCCACACAGGGGGGUCAAUAGCUUUCGAUGACCAGGGGUUCCCAUCAGGCAUCGGUCCCUUACGACUAAUAGAUACCGCAACGAUGCGGGAGCGGUUAAGAGCUGGCGACCCCGACCAAUCGACAGUCUACUUGGAGACGGGGCCCUUCUCCAAAGCAAAAGACUACUACACAGCGCUGCUGGACUGUCGAACAGAGCCAGACACGACUUUCGAAAGGGGUGUGCUUGGACUUCUCCGAUUGUUCAUCGACUGGAUUCCGGAGCCAAGUGAUGAGCAGGGCGCGUUCGUUCUGGCCCAUCCUGAUCUUGAUGUUCAGAACGUGCUGGUUUCCCGAGACGGGGCAUUACAGGCCAUCAUAGACUGGGACGGGGUGGGGGUUGUCCCACGAAGUGUAGGGAACGAACGUUUCCCGAGCUGGUUGAUACGAGACUGGGAUCCGGCGAUAUAUUGCUGGACCGAAGAGAUAGAGCGGCGUGCUGAGCCUCUGGGUCUUUGGGAGGAUUCGCCCGAUACGCUGAGAUUCUAUAGAUCUGUAUAUACUGGAUUCAUUCAGUCUCACUUGUUGUAUGAUGAUCCGGAGUGUGCUAACCUAACUACAAGAUCUCUCAUCCUCAGGAAUCUACUAAACGCUGCGAAUGAUCCGUAUGGUACAGUGGAUGUCGUGCAGAAAGUCUUCAAUACAGUGGUUAGCCUUGCCCAGGAGGGUGUGUCGACUCGGCCAGAUGCGUCUAGUAACGGCAAAGGUUGUCAAGAGGAAGAAAUAAAGAAUAUGGAGAGUGGACUUGAGGACUUCGACUUUUAUCAUGUUUCAUGCGCACUGGCCGAGAAAAGAUUGAGUGAGCAUCAUAGAAGAUACUUGAAGCUCGGAUUUGACAUUCUUUUAUCACGAAGUAAUACAAUAUAG